Messenger RNA from Aureococcus anophagefferens, 916 nucleotides. RefSeq lists its product as hypothetical. The record is from RefSeq and is a predicted model, not a curated record. The coding region runs from base 39 to 905 and encodes 288 amino acids. Lineage: Eukaryota; Pelagophyceae; Pelagomonadales; Pelagomonadaceae. The transcript has a single exon.
UCCAGCUCUCCAGGCUCUUCGCGUAGUACACCUCCGCGAUGCAGGCCGAGCAGGAGCAGUACCUGCGCAAGGUCGCCGGCAAGGGCCAGGAGAUGGUGCAGCAGAUGGUCCAGUCGCUGAGCAGCGCGCUCAUCUACCCCGAGGCCGGCAACGUCGCCACCAACGAGAAGCUCUGGGACGUCUACGCGUCGGAGUGGGGCAAAGAAGCCCCCUGGGUCGUCGAGAUGGCGGCGACGAACCGCGACGGGGCCGUGGCGCUCGACGCCGUCGGCGACGAGUGGGCGCCGCGGGCGCACACGGAGCGCGUCGUCGACGAGUGGAUCCUCUCCGAGGUGACCCCGGAGGCGCGGUGCUGCGAGAUCGGGUCCGGCGGCGGGCGCAUCGCGGCCCUCGUCGCGCCGCGCGUCGCGUCCCUCGCGUGCUGCGACGUGUCGGCGAAGAUGCUCGCGCGCGCGGAGGCCGCGCUCGCGGGCGGACCGGCCGCGACGUCGUUCCACCUCGUCCACGGCGACGCGGCGCCGUCCGACGCGGGCUUCGGCGCCGGCCCGCGGGCCUACCCUCCGACCAUGGCGCGGGGCUUCGACUUCGUCUACUGCUUCGACGUCAUGGUGCACCUCGACGCGCACGCGAUGUACCGCUGCCUCCGGCGCGUCGAGAGCUUGCUCGCGGACGGCGGCCGGGCCUUCGUGUCCACGGCGAAUCUGAAGGCCCCGGACGGCUUCGCGCGCUUCGAGAAGCAGAGCAAGUACUCCGUCGGCGGCUUCUUCUUCGUCACGCCGGAGACGGUCCGCGUCCUCGCGGACAAAGCGGGCCUCGCCGUCGUCCGCGAGCUCGACGCGCCCGACGCGUCGAACACGUACUACAACCGCGACUACCUCGCCAUCCUCGCGCGCAAGGACGCGUAAAGUACUCGGUC